CUGCACAUGCAGAGGGCGCAUGCAGCGUGGCUUUACCAGCACGUAGCGCGCUCGAAUAAGCGCAUCCAGCUCAGCUCGGCGCUUACACUCCCGCCAAUGAAAAUGCACGCUAGGAUCAAGAGGAAAGGGAAAGCUAGGAGAUCAUGGAGCACGUUAGAGUGAGAUAAAUCCCCGCCAAAGACAACAACAGAGGUUGACGGCUCCGCCAAAACCCAGUCACACUUGCCAGUCAUCUUAAAACGUGAUUGAUGUGGGUGUGGAAGGUUGUGUGCGUGGCCAGGAGUGAAAGUGUAGUUUGACAGUCCCACAGAGAUGCUGAUGGCAGUGAACGGACAGACGAGAGACAUCAUCAGCCAGCACACCUAACGCGUCUUCACACUAGAUCAAGACAGAGCAGGGUACAGGUAGCCGCGCGCGGAAAGUGCAUCUGCACACCUGUGACCGACUCUAUUUUUUACCGACUGUUUGGCUCCGCUGCCAAAUGCUUUGUGCUCGAGAUACUGCCUGCCUUCUUCGGGGUUCUCACUGUAUGCACAGGCAUUUCGUGACUUUUAUACCUGUUUUCACCAGAAUUUAACACACUGACACAUAGACUUUCUUGAAGAUAAUAAUUCUGAAGACAGAGGAUCUUGAAAAACAUAUCAAGGAUGGACAGUCCUGGGGGUGUGAUACUCUACGCUGGCAGCAAUGGCAGUGCCAGUCCAUGCCCAGGAAGCCCCUCUAGUGGCUAUCAAACCCAAUCUCCAUCUUCUCACUCCCAGCCGUCUUCCCCAGAGGAGGUCACCUUCACCGAGAUUGGGGUGCUCAAGCAGCAAGGAAGAGUGGGAACACCACCUUCUCCAAAACUGGUAUUUCAGUUCCCUGAAAUCUACAACAACUCCACUACAGGUUCAAACCCGCACAGCUACUCCCAUCCCAUCGCUGGUAAAAGGCCUUGUGGAUUCACUGGCACGUUUACCAAGACUGGAGGCAUGGUGCUCCUUUGUAAAGUAUGUGGAGAUAUCGCAUCAGGGUUCCACUAUGGUGUCCAUGCAUGCGAAGGCUGCAAGGGCUUUUUCCGCCGCAGCAUUCAGCAGAACAUUAACUACAAGAUGUGCGUGAAGAACGAGAGCUGCCUAAUAAUGCGCAUGAACCGCAACCGCUGCCAACACUGCCGCUUCAAAAAAUGCCUGUCUGUUGGCAUGUCCCGUGACGCUGUGCGUUUCGGCCGCAUCCCAAAACGAGAGAAGCAGCGGCUUUUGGACGAGAUGCAGAGCUACAUGAACAGCCUCAACGAAUCGUCCACCAUGGGCAUGGAAACCUCGCCACCACAUGAACCUCCUCCCAGCCCCAGCGAGAACCAAUCCAAAGAGGCCAUUGGUGCCUUAUCACGAGCCUACCAGGACAUCUUCACAAACACACAGGACCACCUGAGCAAGCAUGCAGGCAACAUGACCACCAGCAGCAGAUCGAGCACCUUUCAAAACAACCCUUCUCAGGACAGCAACUACCCUCAUGGGAACCCUCUCGUGGGGUAUCACGCGACUACUCACGAAAGCUUCUCGACCCCGCCUCGCUGCCCAGUUGCUUCCAGCGACAGUAAAUGCCCGGUUUCAUUGGUGGACAAUAAUCGGUACAGCUACGCUCCUUCGUUCAGCCAAAAUCACUCCCAGUUGAGCGUUAGCCCGCCCUCACAACUUGCUCAGGUCGAUUACAACAGCUACGUGGCUGGCGAGUCCCAAACCCAGGCCUCAUGUCCGUUUAAGUUGGCUGCUGGCUCCAAAGUGCUGGCCUGUCCACUGAACGCAUGCCCUGUGUCAGCACCUGGCGUCUCCAGCCAGCAGCUGUGGGAGUCUUUCUCUCAGUGCUUCACGCCGGCUGUACGUGAAGUGGUCGAGUUCGCGAAGGGCAUUCCGGGCUUCCAGGAGCUUUGCCAGCAUGAUCAAGUCAUGUUGCUCAAAGCAGGCACUUUCCAGGUGCUUAUGGUGAGGUUUUGUUCACUGUUCAACCACAAGGAAAGAACAGUGACUUUCCUGAAUGGGCAGACGUACCCACUGCUCACCCUUAGGGGUCUGGGCAUGGGCUCCUUGCUGGACACCAUGUUUGAGUUCAGUUCCAAGCUGAGCUCUCUGGGCCUGGAGUCAGAUGAGAUGGCUCUCUUUAUGGCAGUGGUGCUGGUUUCUGCAGAUUGCUCUGGUAUUUUGGAUACAGUAGCUGUGGAACAGUUACAGGAAGGACUCAUCCGAGCGCUGCGCACCUUAGUCACCCGUCGCCGCCCUGACGACAACUCUGUUUUUCCCAAACUGCUCCUGCUUCUGCCAGACCUGCACACCCUCAACAACCUUCACUCGGACAAGCUGCUGGCCUUCCGCAUCGAUCCCUGAGCUAUCACUCGCUGCAGCUGGAACUCAACCACCGGCCAAUCAGAGAACACCUUUCCUGGUUAAGAGAAAGACUGCUCAUUUAGAAGAAGAGAUGUGGAGCAUGUUCCCAUAGGAACCAUUCGUUAUUAUGUGUGUUAAUGAGAAACACAAUGAACAGAUGGCUCUCAGCAAGCUCUAAACAAGACUAUAUCUCCAUUUAAGCUUUCGCGGAUCAUUUUCAUGCAUGCAUUGCCCUUCUGUUCAGCUCGCCUCGAGAGCAUUGUUGAUUAUAUUUAUCCGAGGGAACGUUGCGCCAGUCAUAUCAUCAUAAAUAAGCUUACACAGAACUUUUGAAGACCAAAAACGGGUCAUUCCUCUGAACUGCCUGCACACUGAAAUAAUCUUUAGUCAAGUACACCAUGUAUACAGUAGAAAGGUCAUUUUAGGGGAAAU
Messenger RNA from Sinocyclocheilus rhinocerous, 2795 nucleotides. RefSeq names its product nuclear receptor subfamily 1 group D member 1-like. Gene Ontology annotation, molecular function: zinc ion binding; RNA polymerase II cis-regulatory region sequence-specific DNA binding; nuclear receptor activity. Lineage: Eukaryota; Metazoa; Chordata; Actinopteri; Cypriniformes; Cyprinidae. The transcript is spliced from 8 exons. Gene Ontology annotation, biological process: positive regulation of transcription by RNA polymerase II; cell differentiation; hormone-mediated signaling pathway. The coding region runs from base 648 to 2363 and encodes 571 amino acids. The record is from RefSeq and is a predicted model, not a curated record.